This is a messenger RNA of Trifolium medium, 163 nucleotides long. The record is from the annotation of a GenBank genome assembly. Lineage: Eukaryota; Viridiplantae; Streptophyta; Magnoliopsida; Fabales; Fabaceae.
AUGGAUCAAAUGCUUGAAAGGUUGGCGGGUCAAGCCUACUAUUGUUUUCUAGACGGAUACUCCGGGUACAAUCAAAUCACGAUUGACCCGGUCGAUCAAGAGAAAACUGCCUUUACUUGUCCCUUUGGGAUCUUUGCUUACCGUCGGAUGCUUUUUGGGUUGU